AUGGCUCGGCCAAAGGACGAUAAACUCCUGCGUGAAGAGGAGGAGGAGGAGGAGGAGGAGGAAGAAGAGGAGGAAGAAGAAGAGGAGGAAGAGGAGGAGCUGGAAGAAUGGACCGAGCUAAACGACAUUGAUGAGCUUCAAGAUGGUCCCAGCACAUUUUACGUGGGCGGGUUCAGUACCAUAAAAAGACUUCAGGAUGCCCUCAACGUUGUGAAGUACCGCGAUGAUAUUGUCCUUGUAUACCCCGGUCUGUAUGCAGAGAAGGAGGUCUGUAUGGACGAAUCAAGGUUAGACGGCUUAAGUGUGAUGAGUGUGCCUUUGGCGAUGGGUCCAAAGGGGGGAUAUCGGAAAAAAAUACGAAUUCCCAAAGAUGAACGUCGUCUCGGUCCCUGGUAUGCACCAUUUGGGAGUGACGCACCCAAGACGGACGCGGUUACCCCCACCACGACAGAUGCCACACAAUUCCCUGUAUUUGAGGGGAAAUUGAUACUGCGUAGCACAGCUCCUUUUACUCCGCAGGGUGAGCGCAAGACGGUGUACCCCAUCAAACAAUAUGACCCACGCGAGGACGACGAGGAAGACGAAGAACAGGAGAAGGAAGCCGAGGAGGAAGAGGAAGAAAACGAAACUCAAAAGGAGACUGUGAAGCGCUCUCGCCUGGAAUUGCAGGGAUUUUCUUUUCUUGAGGGAGCAGUGUUUGAGCCGCUUAGUCGAGCCACCGUGCGUCACUGUGUGUUUGGUCGAUCCGAGGUGGAGGAAAAAGCAAACAAAACGCAAGACAGUGAUGUUCCAUUGCCGUCCCCCUUGUUGGAGACCACCGUGACUGCACAUCCCCUGACAGAAGUACAGGUUGAAUUUUGUGUGAUUUACGGAAAUCAAAAACAUGGAAUAUACGCCUUUCCACGGUGUGCACUCCGCUUUCACAGCUCCAUGAUUAUCGGCCCUCAAUUUGGUAUUGUCCAUGAAACGCAAGAUUUUUGGUCUCGCGCCGCGCGUCACGCACAAAAGAAUACUUCUUCACAAUCUGUCUCUCGUUCAAGACGUCCGUUGCAGCAGGCAAAGAUACCUGAAAAGACACUUUGCGCUGUGGGCGUGUACCUGGAUGACGCCGAUGUAUCUAUUCAAGAUGUUUUUGUGGCGCAAAGCCACGUGGGAAUUUUGCUUGUCAAUGGCUGCCAUGGCACUUCCGUGAUUGCUUCACGCGUAGAGAGCAUUAGCUCCGUCGGAAUUUUGUUUUCGGGUGAGGACGGUGCGGCAAAGGUUAAGUGCUCCGCUGUUCGAUGGUGUGGUCGGGAGUGUCUUCUCGUGAAGGGUCCUGUGCCGCCAUUACCGCCUGAUCCCUCUCUCCUAAUGGACAUUAUCCACGAUGCUUCCCAGGAUGCUGAGGCAAAGGAGGAAGAAGAACAAGAAGAGGAGGAAGAGGAGGAGGAGGAAGACACUGAAGCAAGAGCUCUUUCUCGGGUGCCGAUACCCACUCAGCAUCCCAUAUUGCGUGGAAAUGCCUUUGAUGGCAGCGUCCGUCUGGAAGGGGACGUCAGCUCUGCUGCCAUGUGUGACAAUGUCAUUUAUGUCGCAAAGGAAGGAGUCUCCCCUGAUGUUCCAACAUUCACAGGGCCUGCCGCGGAAAAGCGUUUUGCGCUGAAGGGAUUUCACGUUCACGUCCGUGGCACCACGCCGCGGAAGAACGACAGUGAUUAG
Messenger RNA from Trypanosoma cruzi, 1698 nucleotides. RefSeq lists its product as uncharacterized. Lineage: Eukaryota; Euglenozoa; Kinetoplastea; Trypanosomatida; Trypanosomatidae. The record is from RefSeq and is a predicted model, not a curated record. Bases 1 to 1698 code for a protein of 565 amino acids. The transcript has a single exon.